Messenger RNA from Pollicipes pollicipes, 1665 nucleotides. It is a transcript of the gene Lkb1, whose product is annotated as Lkb1/serine/threonine kinase 11. Bases 268 to 1605 code for a protein of 445 amino acids. The record is from RefSeq and is a predicted model, not a curated record. Gene Ontology annotation, biological process: establishment of cell polarity; protein phosphorylation; intracellular signal transduction. Gene Ontology annotation, molecular function: ATP binding; protein kinase activator activity; protein serine/threonine kinase activity. The transcript is spliced from 8 exons. Gene Ontology annotation, cellular component: cytoplasm. NCBI's taxonomy places the organism in Eukaryota, Metazoa, Arthropoda, Thecostraca, Pollicipedomorpha, Pollicipedidae.
UCCAAAAAUUAUUUGUUUAGUGGCAAGAGAGAGGUGGAUUGUGGAAGGCGGGGCUGAGCUGGAUUAAUAUUUCAUCCGAACCCUUUGCCGUUAUUUUAGUGUUGCAGUGUGAUGAAGUUAGCACAUUUAACUUGGCUCUUCUACCUUUUAGUCCCGGUCUGUGACACCACAGGAAUUGAGCCAGCUCUCCGGCGUUCACGACAUUGAAGGGGAUCAGUUUCUUGGAGCACACCGCGACCAGUCGGCCUGCACGGUGCGCCGGCGCCCAUGGACCCGCAGCCGGCCGGCAGGGGCUCCGAGGUGGCCGCCGCCGCCGCCAACCACGUCUGCUCGGAGCCGGGUCUGAGCGACGGCAUGGUUGACGCGCUGGCCGUGUGCGGCGCGCCCGACUCGCUGGCCAUGGUCGGCGUGCCCUUCAACGGCGAGGACGACCUCUGGGACGACGGCGCCGACAUGGCCGUGUUCACGCGCGUCCCCUCCACCGACAUCAUCUACCGCAACAAGCGGAAGCGCUGCAAGCUGGUGGGCCGCUACAUCUUCGGCGACCUGCUCGGCGAGGGCGCCUACGGCAAGGUGAAGGAGUGCAUGGACAAGGACACGCUGGAGCGGAGGGCCGUCAAGAUCUUCAAGCGGAGAAAACUCAGGCGGAAGCUGAAUGGCGAACAGAACCUGCAAAGGGAGAUUCGUCUGUUGAACCGGCUGCGACACCCCAACAUCCUCCGGCUGUUCGACGUGCUCCACAACGACGAAAAACAGAAAAUCUACAUGAUUCUGGAGUUCUGCGUGUGCCAGUUAAAGGAGAUGCUGGAUCAAGCUCACGAGAAGAGGUUUCCUGUCUGGCAGGCCCACGGGUACUUUGUGCAGCUGGUCACGGGUUUGGAAUACCUGCACAGUCAGGCUGUGGUGCACAACGACAUCAAGCCGGCCAACCUGCUGCUCACGGCCGACAUGACACUCAAGAUAUCCGACCUGGGUACUGCAGAGGAGCUGGACCGGUACCGGCAGAGUGACGAGAUCGCCGUCAGCCAGGGCUCGCCGGCCUUCCAGCCGCCCGAAAUAGCCAACGGCACCGACACCUUCCCCGGCUACAAGGUGGACAUCUGGAGCAGCGGCGUCACGCUGUACAACUUCGUGACGGGCCAGUACCCGUUCGAAGGCGAGACGGUGUUCAAGCUGUACGAUAACAUCGGCCGCGGCGAGUUCGACAUCCCGGAGCCGGUGGGGCCGUCUCUGGCGUCGCUGCUGCGCGGCAUGCUGCACAAGGAGCCCGAGCAGCGGCUCGGCGUCGCCCAGAUCCAGCAGCACGACUGGUACCGGAAGAAGCAGCCGCCGACGUCCGAGCCGGUGCCGGUGCCGCCGCGGAACGGCAGCGAGUGUCACGCACUCACGGUGCUGCCCUAUAUCCGCGACCUGCACUACGGCGCCGACGAGGAUAACACCAGCAGCGAGGAGUAUAUCACAGAACGGCAGCUCAACGAGCGCGAGGCGGCGCGAGCGGGCGGCGGCGAGGCGCCGUCGGAGAACGGCUCCUCGGUGCGCCGGCGGACCCGCAAGCCGCGCGCCUGCCUCAACGUCAAAUCCUGGUCCAGCUGUAAGCAGGCGUGACUGCCGCGUGACGUCACUCACGCCCGCCGCCGGCCGCGAGCGGCCUCGGGCUGACGUCAC